AGGCGCUGAUGAUUUACCGCCCGGUGUGGAGCUAACAGGGUUGGACAUUUGUAAAUGUAGUUGUAUUUACCUAUACGUUCUUGUGCACUUAUUGGUGGUCUGACUGACUGCAUUAAAUAUAACAAAAUGAUGACCUAGUGGGUAAAACCAAUAUAACGUGACUUUGCCCGCGGUUUCGUGUUUACGUUAGCUGGGCAGCUUAGCAUUCUAUGCUUUCCAACUGAGUGUCCCAAGCUGUGGUUUACUUAGAAAACCGUUCUGCCUGAAUUCAUUCCCUGACGUUGUGGAAACGUUAGGUGACCAUGACUCCAACAAAGCAGGAGGGCAUGUCUACUCUCAUUGACAGGACAAUGAGAAUGAGGAAGGAGGAGCAGGCGCGCCAGGUUGUCCUUGCCUGGGCAGUCCUCAACGUGUCUCUGGCUGGCAUGAUUUACACUGAAAUGUCAGGAAAACUGCUGAGCAUGUACUUCAACAUAUCUUACUGGCCUAUCUGGUACAUAGAGCUGGCCUUUGCCUCUGUCUUCAGCCUUAAUGCCCUGUUUGACUUCUGGAAGUACUUCAAGUACACCAUGACCCCGUCCACAAUCGCUGUUACCCCUGACCAACACCGCCUUCUUGGCCUUAGAAACUCAGGUAUCCAAGCAUCUCCCCCUCUGAAACAAGAGAAGAAGGUGGCUCCAGCCCCGGCACAGUCAUCUCCCCUGCAGGGACAGAGUGUGCUCAGCUUCAGUCCGUCCAGGCCAGCCAGCACAAGCCCCAAAUUUUCCCCCUCCUGUGUGCCUGGAUACAGCCCCCUUCUGACUGGCGCCUCUACCCAGGGCAGCGGGGGACACUUCUCCCCUUCCCUGGCCUUUGGGAAGUUGAACUACAGCCCCUCUGGCAGCUCCCCAUCAUCCUACCCAAGCAGUAUUGGCCCAGUGGAGGGCACCAGCCUGAGGGCUCGAUACCGAACCUCGCCCUCUGUGUUCAACUCCCCCGGGGGCAAGGAGGACUACAUGGAGGACCUAAAAACCCUGGACAGGUUCCUCCGCACUGAAGAGGAGAGGAGCCAUCGCAGUCAAUUCGGGAGUCCCGAGUCUGUUUCGCCCUCCCACAGCCCUACCUUCUGGAACUACAGCCGUUCAGUGGGGGACUAUGCCCAGAGCCUGAGGAAGUUCCAGUAUCAGCCGGCCUGCCGCUCCCUGGCCCCCUCGGCCAGCAAGGACGAGACCGACCUCGGGUCCAAACAGGCUGCGGAGGAGGUUUGGGCCAGGAUCACGACCAGUCGUCUCGUGGUGGACAGCAUAGACAGCUGGACUGCCAAGCUUAGAAAUUGGAUCAAUGACACUAUCCUUGUACCACUGGUGAAGGAGAUAGACUCUGUGAACGGCCAGCUGAGGAGAAUGGGCUGUUCAGAACUACAAAUCGGAGAAGCCAGCAUAGCCAGCCUUAAACAGGCGGCCGUCGUGAAAGCCUCAGCCAUCCCCACCAUGCCUGCUAUUGUACAGUACCUAGAUAUAACCCCCAACCAGGAGUAUUUAGUGGAGAGGAUCAAAGAACUGGCGCACAGUGGCUGCAUGAGCUCUUUCCGCUGGAACGGGGGCGGGGACCUCAAAGCCAGGAAAUGGGACACGGACCUUCCUUCAGACUGCGCAGUCCUCAUGCACCUGCUUUGUACGUACCUGGACUCCCGGCUCCCUCCUCACCCCAAGUAUCCAGACGGAAAGACAUUCACCUCGCAGCACUUCACUCAGACACCAGACAAGCCUGACGUGACGAAUGAGAACCUCUUCUGCAUUCACCAAAGUAGCACCAAUCCCCCGCACUACCAGUUAAUCUACCAGGGCCACGUGUACAGCCUACCCAAGGGACGGAAUAACCUGUUCCACACCGUUCUCAUGUUCCUCUUUGUCAUCAAAACCAAGGAAUCUGGAAUGCUGGGGAGAGUAAAUCUGGGCCUAUCAGGUGUGAACAUUCUGUGGAUAUUUGGGGACUGAUGCUAUCACUUAUUUAUUCUUGAGAAAUUCACAGCAGAAUGUCAUAGAGGAUAUUACAUGGCAGCCACUCUUAGUGACACCUCAAGGUUUGUUUGUGAUAUAAUAAAUGACUUCUGAAGAUUAUGCCGUAGGUGUAGGUUUUCAUAACCUCUCUCAAAUCCUGUUUCAAAUGGAAGUUGCUAUUCAAUUUCUACAAGUACCUUCAUCUUCAGUGAAACUGCACACCACAUUUUGUAAAAUUCUCAGUUUUAUGGCAUUUGUGAAUACUGUUGUUUUAGUUUUUUUUUUAAAUAAAUAUUCAAAUAUUACAGUUACAGUUAGACAGUAUGGUGCUUCAAGCUAAAAUAGUACUGUAUUUUAACUUAAGGCUUUCUAAAUUGACUCCAUAUUCAGUCAUUAUCAUAUUAGGUAUUCUGUGACUGUACCAGGAUAGCAUCCUUAUAAAUGGCUUACCACAGAUUUGUCUGGUGGAUGGCAGAGGGUUGACCCCUCCUGGUGUGAAUGUGUAUUAAAGUGUUUUCUUUUUCUUAUAAAUGAUUUAUGAGAGUUUGAUAAUUGAGUAUAUAAUGCAUGACUUCCUUUUUGUUGAGUGACAGGCUUUGGGUGCUAGAAAAGGUACUUGCAGAAGAUGGCAUGACUGUUUACUAGGGAUGCAGGUUUUUGCCUUGGCAUCCUCAGUAAAUCUGCUGUGUAUUUUUCUGAAUUACAAUUCAUAUACUAGAUGAUAACAGCCAUGUGCAUUGUAUGACAUGUGCAUUGUAUGACAAGAUAAUUGGUGUGAAGUCUGCUGCUUUUCACUUGAUGGUAAAUUCUGAUGUACAGUAUGGUCAGAGAGAUGCCUUUAUGAUAUUCUGAAUGUCAUUUCUUUUAUUUUUAUAAAAAUAAAAUAGUGAAGCUGAGUAUGGUGGUAAAGGGCUGAAUGGGCAAAACCCUGCAGUCGGUAUUAUGAAAUUGUUAUUAGUAAUGUUGUUUUAUAAUGGUUUUCGAUUGAAACAUGGUAAUAAACACAAUUUACUGAA
This is a messenger RNA of Esox lucius (northern pike), 2995 nucleotides long. It is a transcript of the gene tmem209, whose product is annotated as transmembrane protein 209. The coding region runs from base 303 to 1976 and encodes 557 amino acids. The transcript has 14 exons. The record is from RefSeq and is a predicted model, not a curated record. Gene Ontology annotation, cellular component: membrane. Lineage: Eukaryota; Metazoa; Chordata; Actinopteri; Esociformes; Esocidae.